AUGUCUGGCAUUAGUCAUAUUCCAACAAAUGUUCCUCCUGAGAUCGUGUAUGAAAUAUUGACUUAUCAAUUUAGAGAUUAUAUGAAUAAUGAUCAACCAAGUACAUCUGAAAAGUUUAAUGAAAAUUUAAGAAAUUUUAUACGAAGUAAUUUAACUGUGAAUAAGACUUUUUAUCAUAUAUGUAGAAUAUUAAUUUACAAAUAUUGUAAUCUUACUACUGCUAAGAGAUUCCAUAGUCUGUUAAAUACUAUCUCUAAUGAAUCAGAGUUAAGGAACAUUAUUCAAGUGGCCGAUUUUCAAGAAUUGACUUCAAUUGGAUUGGGUAGAACUGGUGAGAUGAAUAAACAAAUUAAGAAUUUAACAAACCAUACUUUACUGAAAUUUUUACGGUUAACAAAGGGGAAUUUAAGAGAAUUUUUAGCAUGUGAGCAUAUCCAGGAUGAUUUAGAUGACAAAAUUAUACAUUUUCUUUUAAAACCAGGGAAAGUUUUAAGUAUAUUAGAUUUUUGUGGUUGUUCCGGUCCAAAUUUUACAAAGAGUUUUAUUUUAGCACUGAGAGAAUUAUAUGAACAAUCAUAUUCUACUAAUAGCAGUAGAUCAAAUUUAAUUGACGAUGACAAUAUGUCAAUUGCUUCUUUUAGUACCAUCAAUUCAACUGAUCUAAAUGAAAUUGAAGAUGAAGAUUUUCAUUUUGCACCAGAUGAUAUGAAUUUAGCUGUUACACCCAUUGAAUGUAACUAUCAGAUUACUUGUUUAGGUUUAAAUGAUUGCACAGAUUUACCAAAUUUUGUACUUGGAAGAUUAUUGAAAUCAUUGCCGGAUUUACAAAAAUUAGAUUUAGCACGUACAUCUAUUGAUGAUAAUAUAUUAAUUAAUGCAUCACCUCAUUGGAAGAAUUUAAGUCAUUUAUCUCUAGGUAAUUGUUCACAAAUUACACCAAGAGCCAUUUUAGAAUUUUUCAGUCAUCACCCAGCUGUAACUGAUGAAAAUAAUGAAACUACUUUAGAAUGGUUAAAUAUAGGAACAAUUUCUAAUUCUUCAUCUUGGACGGAAGUUCAUGUUAUGUUUUUCUUAAAGAAACUUUGUCAAUUUGGACAUAAUGAAACAUUAGAAUAUUUAAAUAUCAAUGGACUACCUGUUCAUGUGGUUAAUGAAACUACAAGACCACCAUUAUCAAGAGCUAGUUCCUCAGUACGUCUCUUAGGAUCUGACAAUAGACCACACCCAGAUAAUAGAAAUUAUGAAUCAGUGAUUAAGACUAAAUAUUAUUAUCAAUGUUCAGAUACAUUAACGUUUAUUAAAUUGAAUUUCCCUAAUUUGAAAAGUUUAAGUAUAAGGGGUAAUAAUAUUCCUAUUCCAAAACUUGUUGAAUUUUUAUCACCAAUGAGUGUAUCGGAUGCUUCUUUAGAAGUAUUUAAAGAUUUGAAAAAACAUCAGAAAAUUAAAUUUUUAAACAUUUCAAACAAUACACACAUUAAUAAGUGGACUAUACAAGAUCCUUCACUCAUUUCAUGUUCUGAUAGUCUUGUUGCAUUAGAAAUAUCAUUUGAAGCAUGGCAACAAGUAGAAAAAUCUAAUAAUGGUGGUGAUAUGACAAUCAUGAAAUAUGAUAGAGAGACAAAUAAAAAUCAUACUAUCAAAUGGAAAUGUUAUUUGGAUUCGUCAUAUGGUAGGAGAUAUUGGCUUUAUAAAACUGAUAAAUACCUGAAUCGUGAGGAUAUCAAUUCUACACAGGCAAGUUUAACAAGAUUUGAUUCGCAAGGUAAUAAAAUUAUUGAAAUUUUCAAACAACCGGAUUUCCUAAAAUUUGCUCAAAGUAAAAUUAGUUUAAGUUGUGGGUUAGUGACAAAGAGUAGUUACAGAAGAAAACAUUGUUAUAGGGAUAUUAAGCCUCCUAUUUCACAAUUUUUAACAAGAAACGGUGGGAUUGCAUUUGGUAAUACGUUUACGCCUAUUGUUAGACCUCCAUUACCUUCAGGUGGAUGGAGGAUCAUGCCAGAGGACGACCCCGAGGAUGAAGAUGAGAGUGAGAGCGAUAUUCAAAGUACUGGAAACAACACAACAUUAGUCAGUGAUCAUGAUCUUGAUGGUCCAUUAUCAGAUAAUAGUGUUGUUACAAGCACAGGUCGUCCACCUAUAAAUCAUCAUGAAUCCUCCGGUAAUGCACUAUUCUGGGAUAGAUCGAUGCAUGAUAUUCCAACAUUGAAUCAAUUAACAACUGAUAAUACUUCUCAAAAUGAAUCAAGAAUUGCGACUCAAUCCUUAAGGUCUCAGUUAAUUAGACCACCUGUGACACCAUUGGGUAUCUCACAAAACAUCGAUCCUGCCAGUAUGUACGAUGCUGGUGAGAGUAACGAUGAAUAUUUGAACAACCCUGAAUUACAAAGGAGACGUUCUGAGUUGCAAUUAGGAUUUACUAGAGGACAUUCAUAUGAUUAUACUUCAAACUCAAACCGCCGAAAUAGAGCUACAAAUAGUACACAGUUGCAUCAUCAAUCUUCAACAGCCAACAUUAAGUCUAACAAGAAUGUUCCUAAUGGUAUUGCUCCGGGGGCACCCAUGAUAAUAGAUCCUAGAAGACCCAGCGAUUAUUAUUACUGUCAUCCAGACGAAUUUAUAUAUGAUCCAACAGAUGAUGUUACAUCUCACAGAUAUCGUUUACACCUGGCACAAGUCCACGAAUACAGAACUUUUGGAUGCAUCGAGAGAGGAAUGUACCGUUACUACAGCUUGAAGAUGUAA
Molecule: messenger RNA, 2742 nt
Organism: Maudiozyma saulgeensis
Lineage: Eukaryota; Fungi; Ascomycota; Saccharomycetes; Saccharomycetales; Saccharomycetaceae
Source: the annotation of a GenBank genome assembly